AUCCGGAUUUCUACUACCACCAUACAAACCCUCGCCCCAUUUCUCCCCUCUCCCAAUCUCGCUCUGUGCCAGUGUCUACCGAAGCUUUUCGAUUUCGAAACCCUAACUACGAAUCUCUCUCUCUCGAGCUUCCAUUCGUUUCAAUCUCCUUCUUAAUUCUAUUUCUCCUUCUCAUCCCUCAAUCUCCAAACGGAUCCUCUCUCAUUGACCGUUCGAUGGCUGAAGGCAAGCUUGAUCUUCCCGACGAUCUUCUCUCCUCCAAACACUCUGAUCAUUCUUGGACCUCUAAAGUGGAAUUUUCUGGAGGGAAUGGUGAAGAUAAGAUGACCGGUUAUGAUCCCAAAGAUCAAGCAGCUUUGGACAACAGCAUCCCCUUGUCUCCUCAGUGGCUCUAUUCUAAACCAGGCGAGAGUAAGAUGGAAAUGCGGGCACCAAGUUCUCUCUCUCUUGGGAGCUCUGCUGAUUCGGGUGUGAAGGAGGCUUGGCGUACGGAGGGAUCUGAUGACAAGAAAGAUUGGAGGAAGCAGAGGAUGGAGAUGGAAGAAGAGAGGCGUCUUGGUUCUAUCUGGCCUGGGCCUGUUGAUGAAACCACUCAGUUUCUAAGAAAUGCUGGUGGGCUUCACCGAGUCAACUCCAGUGGCCUCAGUCCUUUAGAUGUUUAUCAGCAACAACAGAGGCUAUCUCCAGAUGAGUUGAGUCAUCUUUCAAUGCAAGAGAGACUUCAGCAGCGCUCAUUGCGUAUGCCAGGUGGUGGUCCUGCAAUGAACCUUGAUGUUAAUUCCAUGGGUCGAGUUAAUCAGAAUAUGCAGGAGUUCAAUUCUCCAUUGCACCACGGUGGUGCUGCUAAUCAGCAUCCGUUAGCCUCAAACCGCUUCCAUCCCUCUCAAAUGGGUGUGGGUGGUGCGGAGGGACAAAUGGCAAAUGAGUGGAUUCAACAGCUGCAUAUUGAUAACGAAAGGCAGAAGGAAGUGAGAAGGAUUUCUGAAGAUCCGAGUGUUUGGAUGUCUGCUGGAAGCAAUGAUGAUCCUUCAAAGAGGUUGCUUAUGGAACUGCUUCAACAGAGUCAGAACCCGUCUACUAGUGAGGAAGCAUUAACAUUGGAUGUGAGUAAUAGUAAUAUGGCACGGUCCGAAUCCGAUAGUAGGGAAAGGGAUUAUCCGAGUCAUGCAUUUGAGGGCAUUGGUGUUGGUUAUGGAUACAGACCACAGGGACAGGGACAGGGACAGGGACAGGGACAGGGACGGUCGGUGGGUUUGGGUGAGGAGACAAUAGUUGGGGAGGGUAGAAUGCAUACUAGACCAUUCUUUUCUGAGACUCAGGAGGCAGUCUAUACAAAUUCCAACAUGCAGGGAAACAGAAAAGUACCUAAAAGUGAAGGUGGCAACAAUAACAUGAUGAUAUGUGUAGCCGCAGAAACUCAACAAGGUGGUGUUGCUGCUAUAGAUCAUGGGGAAAUGCCAAAUAAUUUUGCAGGUGGGAAUAAAAGCUUGUACAAUGACAGGGUUGAGUCUUUUGCAGCAGCAGGAGGAGGAGGAGAGGGUCAAGACAGGGGGUCGAAAAGGUGUAGUAGUAGUAGUGAUAAUAUAAAUAUAUUGGUGAGACGUCCUUCAUCAUCAUCAUCAUCUCAUGAAGGGGGGUUAUGUGAGGUGGAUUCAACUUUCAGAGAAAGAGAAACUAGGGAGAACAUGAUGAUGAUGGUAGGUGGUGGUGGUGGUGGGUUUAGGAGGACGUCAUCAUUGAGUGAUGCAUCAGUGGCAGUAUCAGGGACGGCAUCUUUUAGCGACAUGCUUAGAAGCAAUAGUAAUAAUAAUCAUCAUCAUCAUCUUAUUAGGAAGCCACCCUCACCAGAUCCAGAGGGUGCAGCAGAGGGACACAAUAGCAAAACUGGUACUGGCGGUGGUGGUGGGAAAAAGAAAGGCAAAAAGGGGAGGCAGAUCGACCCGGCUCUGCUUGGGUUUAAGGUUACCAGCAACCGUAUUAUGAUGGGAGAGAUCCAACGCAUACAAGAUUGAGCCCCUCCUUUCCCCAAGUUUUGUUUUUUUAUUUUUAUUUUUAUUUUUAUUUAUUCUUUCUUGUGGUAUUUAUAUCUAUAUGUAUAUGUAUAUGUAUAUGUAUAUGUAUAUGUAUUGUAUGUAUGUAUGUAGAGAGUAUUGGUUGGUUUGGUUGCAUAGAGUAACUGCAUCUGUAUGUACUAUAAGUUUUUUUCUUUUUAUGUAACAUUCGGUCGGUCAACAUUACAAAGUGCCAAGCUGAUUUUACAUUCCAGUGCUGCCUGCUUUGGAAAUAACGUAAAAAUUAUUUCAGACUUAUCAUAAUAUAAUAUAAUUAAUUACUAAUUACAUUCUUCUUUCUAGUUCUACUCCUUUUACAGGUGAUAAAAGGUAAGAAGAGCGGAUAAAACUAGAAGCCUGAAUGAAAAUUUUGG
Lactuca virosa is the source of this 2425-nucleotide messenger RNA. The record is from the annotation of a GenBank genome assembly. NCBI's taxonomy places the organism in Eukaryota, Viridiplantae, Streptophyta, Magnoliopsida, Asterales, Asteraceae.